AUGGGCAGGUGGAUUCAUGGGUUGGGCUCACCCUUGUCGAUUUCGUCAUGUCACCUCAGGACGCUAUCUCGGCUUGACGGCAGACAAUCAAGUGACCAUGCUACAUAGAGACGAUGCCUCAGAUGAAACUACAGCCUUCUUCCUUAGACAGUCCAAAGAUGACCGCAAGCACUCAGAGGCGCGCGAAGAUGAGGGGAUGGGCACGGCCGACAUCAAAUAUGGCGAUUCCAUUGUUUUUCUGCAACACUGUCAGACGGGGUUGUGGCUUUCCUAUCAAACUUUCGAGACGAAGAAGAAAGGAGUGGGCAGAGUAGAGGAAAAGAAGGCUGUCAUGCUUGUUGAGGGCCACAUGGAUGAUGGCUUGUCUUUUGUUCGAGCUCAAGAGGAGGAGUCUAGAUCGGCAAGAGUUAUCAGGAAAUGCCAGUCCCUCUUUCAUAGAUUCAUCAAGGCUCUGGAUGCCUUGAAAACUGAAGGCCGCAGCAACCCCUCCUGGCAAAGAGUUAACCUCAGUGAGGUCAUCAAAUGUCUUGAAGACCUCAUUGAGUAUUUCGCACAGCCACAGGAAAAUGAGGAACAUGAAGAGAAACAACUAAAACUAAAAGCAUUGAGAAACAGGCAGGAUCUUUUCCAAGAGGAGGGUAUGAUCGCCUUAAUUUUGUCAACCAUUGACAACUUCAGUCGAUUUCACAGCAGAAGACAUUUCGCAAACUAUGCUGGUGAGGAAGCUGCCAACACUUAUGAGGACAUUUCUGGUUAUCUUUAUCUGUUACUUGCUGCUAUGAUCCGAGGUAACCGAGCCAACUGUGCCCAGUUUGCAGACUGCAAUCGACUGGACUGGCUGGUGAACAGACUAGAGAGCCAGCAGUCUUCUCAGGGUGUCCUGGAGGUCCUCCACUGUGUACUGAUUGACAGUCCUGAGGCUUUGAAUAUGAUCAAAGAACAACACAUCAGGACCAUUAUCUCACUCAUAGACAAGCAUGGAAGGGACCCAAAGGUUUUGAACGUCCUUUGCUCCCUGUGUGUUGGAAAUGGUGUUGCUGUAAGAUCUAAUCAAAAUCUCAUCUGCGAUAAUCUCCUCCCCACAAGGGAUCUUCUGCUGCAAUCACAACUGGUGGACCAUGUCUCAAGCAUGCACCCCAAUGUAUAUGUGGGCCUCCAGGAAGGGUCUGCCAUGUAUAAAAAGUGGUACUUUGAAAUCGCGGUAGAGUAUGUAGAAACUGUCACUCACCUACACCCUCACAUCAGGGUGGGCUGGGCCAAUACCACAGGCUUUUGUCCAUUCCCAGCCGGGGGUGACCGCUACGGUGCAAAUGGGGUUGGUGAUGACCUGUACUCUUAUGGGUUUGAUGGAGGCAGUUUAUGGACAGCUGGCAAGCCUAAAACUGUGCGUUUGACCAGUCAAUACCUAGUGAAGGGGGACAUCAUUGGUUGUGCUCUAGAUCUCACCAUCCCAAAGAUCUCAUUUACUGUCAACGGAGUACGAGUCAAGGGCUUCUUCAAGGACUUCAACCUGGAAGGGCUGUUCUACCCUGUUGUCAGUCUCUCUGCCAAAGUCAGCUGCCGUUUCAUGCUUGGGGGAGAACAUGGCCGUCUGAAACAUGGGCCGCCAGAAGACCAUGCCCCCAUCUCUGAGGCUCUGCUACCCAGAGAAAAACUCAAGAUCCAGCCUUCCUUCCAUUUUGGCAACAUUCCCAAAGGAGUGUUGUGUGGGCCGUCAGAGAUACAGUCAUAUACUUUUGUUCCCAAUCCUGUGGAUACAUCACAAAUUCAGCUUCCAACUUACAUAGAGAAUGUGAGAGAUCGUCUGGCAGAGAAUAUCCAUGAACUGUGGGCCAUGGGGAAGAUAGAGCAGGGAUGGAUAUCAGGAGAGAUGCGAGAUGAUCAGAGGAAAAUACAUCCUUGUCUAACAACCUUUGAGAGAUUACCUGCUGCUGAAAGAAAAUAUGAUAUAACGCUAGCUUAUGAGACUUUGAGAACCUUGUUGGCUCUGGGCUAUCAUAUUACAAUAGCAUCGCCUGAUCAGAUACCAAGAUUGAAAACCCUCAAAUUACCAAACAAUUAUCUCCAGUCCAGUGGCUACAAACCCACCCCUCUGGACCUGUCUGGUAUAGUACUGGAUGAUAGGAUGCAUGACCUGGUGGAGCUGCUGGCAGAGAAUACUCACAAUGUGUGGGCCAGGGACAGGAUCAAACAGGGAUGGACAUAUGGACUGGCAGAGGAUUCAAAGAACAGACGCUCACCCCAUCUUAUUCCCUAUGCAAAAGUGGAUGAAGCAAUAAAAAGGGCCAACAGAGAAACUGCCAGUGAAACAGUCAGAACUCUGAUUGCCUAUGGUUACAACUUGGAACCACCAACAAAUGAAGGUGGAGAGGGUGGUUUAGCGAAUGAGAUGACCACAAAGAAACAAGCCACAAGAACCUACCGAGGCCAACUCACAUAUGCUGUAACCAGUGGAAAAUGGUACUAUGAGUUUGAGGUGAUCACUCCAGGCUAUAUGAGAGUAGGUUGGACAAAAGUGUCCUGCAAACCUGAUGCAGAAAUUGGAGAAGACGAUAAAUCCUAUGCAUUUGAUGGCUAUAUGGCCAGGAAGUGGCACAAUGGCUCUGAGGCCUAUGGGAAGACAUGGCAGGCAGGAGAUGUGAUUGGUUGCAUGUUGGACAUCCCAGACAGAACCAUCAGUUUCUCUCUCAAUGGGGAAGCCAUGAUGGAUCCAAUGGGUCAAGAAAUUGCAUUCAAGGAUAUUGAUGUCUCAGAGGGCUAUGUUCCUGUCUUCACGCUGGGCCAGUCUCAGCAAGCCAAGCUCAAUUUUGGUCAGGAUGUGAACUCACUGAAAUAUUUCACCUGCUGUGGUCUUCAGGAAGGCUAUGAACCUUUCUGUGUCAACAUGACUAAGCAGAUGACACUAUGGUACAGCCAAGACAACCCAAUCUUCAUGCCAGUUCCCAAAGAUCAUCACAGGAUAGGUGUCUCUAGAAUGCCUGGGGGGUCCAACACCCCACCAUGCCUGAAAGUGGUCUCCAAAAACUAUGGUACCCUUGAAAAAGUGCAGCUGGAAUUUAUCAAGUUGAAUCUUCCCAUCAAGUGCCAUGAUGAAUUCAGGCCAAGGAUUGAGGCCAAAAUGAACUUUGAGAAUCUCCGCCGUGGACAGAUGGACAUCUCGGAGGAGCAGGGACUGACCAAUGGGUAUAAAGAUGGCGAAAGUGCACACAAAGUCAUCGCAGAUUCAUUGCGGAGACUGCUUUACUCAAGCUCACGGGAAAAUUCUCUAGACAAACGGAACGGGUUAAAAAAUUAUUCCAGUGAAAGUGAUGACAGACGGCAGUCAAAAAUGAGUGAGUCUGCAAGCUCCGGUACUGAAUUACAGCGUGGCUACACGGAGGAUUAUAGCAUAGAUGCUGGAGAAAGGAGAAAGGUAUUUGGUGGGUCGAGGGGAGGCAAACCUCACUCCUUGGAUAGUUCUCUUGGGUCCCCUGUUAGUGAUAUGGAGCUAGAAGACAGCAUGCUCACAGUGCCCACAAGCAAAGAAAAAAGCUCAUCUAAAUUUUCACUUUUAGAAAACUUCCAGGAUGCCUCGCGUCAAAUUAGUUCAUUGGAAAAACCAACCAAGCGGUCAAAGUCCCCAUUCAGUUUAUUCAAGAAAUCUCGCUCGAGGGACCCCAGUCCAAGUGAACGGGGAGACAAGAAGAAGGACAAGAAAUCCAGAACUCUUCCUUCAAAAGUUGGCAGAGGGGACUCCAUGGAUGACAGUCUUGUGACCCCCUCAAUCAAUAUCCAGGAACACAGGGAUGACGCAGGCUAUCCCGGACUUUCACUUCAAAAAUCUUUCAGUGAAGUCAGUUAUGGCUCAGAUGCAGAUUCACAAUCAGAAGUGAUGGACCCUGACAUCAAUGUGUCAGAAGUCUUUGACUACUACUAUGGAGUGCGUGUUUUCCCAGGACAAGACCCAUCCCAUGUUUGGGUAGGGUGGGUCACUUCAGGGUAUCACUUCCAUCAGAAGGAAUUUCAAAUGAAGAAAGUGAGAAAUGUUGUUGUAUGCACACUGGAUGCUGAUUAUCAUUUAAAAACCAGUGUAAGCCGAAAGAAUUGUUACAUGGUGUCUGCUGGCGACUUACAGCAGAGAUAUGGCCAGCAGGAACAGACAGCAGGCUUGAGGAGAGUGUCGCCAGGACUUCUCAUUGGUUCAUUUAUUGAUGCUUCUACUGGACUGCUCAGCUUUACUGUGAAUGGCAAGGAAGUAGCAAACAAAUUCCAGGUAUGUGAUAUAUAG
Molecule: messenger RNA, 4267 nt
Organism: Lingula anatina
Lineage: Eukaryota; Metazoa; Brachiopoda; Lingulata; Lingulida; Lingulidae
Product: ryanodine receptor
Biological process (GO): striated muscle contraction; intracellular calcium ion homeostasis; release of sequestered calcium ion into cytosol by sarcoplasmic reticulum
Cellular component (GO): calcium channel complex; sarcolemma; smooth endoplasmic reticulum
Molecular function (GO): protein binding; ryanodine-sensitive calcium-release channel activity; calcium ion binding
Source: RefSeq, a predicted model, not a curated record